CUUUCCGAAAUUUAAGUCUCUCUCAAUAGUCAAACAUUUGCAAGAAAGAAGGUUAGGACUUUUAUAGAGAGCUCAUGAUAUAUAACCAAUUUACCAAUUUCUUCGUUGUUUCCUCCUCCUUCAUCACUAUAUAUUGACACCGGUAUUAAAGAAGUUUUAUAACUACAAAGCUCUGAUAUAUAGAUCCUAGACAUGGCAGUGCCAGCCAAAAAUCUUCCUGCUGAUAUCAUCACUGAUAUCCUCUCUCGACUGCCGCUCAAAUCUCUGGUCCGAUUCAGGUGCGUCUCGAAGCCUUGGCUUUAUUUCAUUACUCACUCUAGAUUCCCUUACUGGCUCCUCUAUCGCCAUCUCAACUGUGAUCCUCUUACUUACUGUCCCCAUAGCCAGAGCAAUGUCUUUCUCUCUUAUAAUAACAAGAAACAGUGCAGAGAAAUUGGAGGAUCAGACUCUAAACUGUUUUCUUUUGGUGGUGGGUAUCAAGAAGAUGCUUUUGGGUCAGCUAUGGAGGUCGAUUUUCCUUUAAUUAAAGGAAAAUCUUUUCAGAUCAAGACUGAUUGCUGCUAUGGCAUGUUCUGUUUAGCCAUUCAACAAAAUAAUACUAAUAAUAAAAGCACUCUGGUGCUAUGGAAUCCAUCUAUUGGCGACUAUAGGAUUUUGCCUCUUCCUGAAGAACUAGGUAUCUGUGAAGGAGUAUGCGGGCUCGGCUUCGAUUCAAGCAUGGAUGAUUUCAAAGUGGUUAGUGUCUGUGAAAAACAGGCUCAUGUUUUUUCAGUUAAAAAAAACUCGUGGAAAAAUAUUGGAGGAUUGGGUUACCAUGUUUUCUAUGAUGGGGUUCCUGCAAAUGGAUGUUUAUUCUGGGCUGCUAGUAAAACUCGCAAAUUUGCAGACAAAAUAUUAUGUCUGAAUCUAUCAAAUGACACAUUCAUGGAAAUCCCUCCUCCUCCUUUUGAUAAAUCCACUUCCCGACAUACUUGGUUUCAGGAAGAGGAAGAAGUCAUCGUAGUUGCUGAAUUGAAUUUGUUGCUUUGGGGAAAUUCCCUUUGUGCCUUUCGCCAGUAUGACCAGUCUCUUUGGGUUAUGAAAGAGGAGAAGGAAGAAAACAGUGGAGUGGUGAAAGAGAUUAUUUGGACCAAAAUUAUGAGUAUCCCCAAAAUAUCAAAUCAAGAAUCUCAUUUUCGAAUUUAUUACCGUUUGCAUCCAAUAUGCUUCACCAAGAGUGGUAAACUUCUGGUUUCUGUGAGACGCAAGUGGUUUGUAAUGUAUGAUGGAGUGAAAUAUCAAGAUGUUCAUGUCCAUGGCAUUCCAGAUGGAAGGUACAAUAAGGCCACUGUGUACACUGAAAGCCUUAUUUCACCUGCUAGCAUAAGGGGAAUGAAUGAUAUAGACUAAGCAGUAGAAGAAGAGAGACUUGAAGGUUCAAGAAUGUGUCAAUUUUAAGAGUUUUAUUAUGUUUAGCUUUGACUUGUGUGUUUGGAGAUGCUAAGAAGCUUACUGUUGUAGUUGUCUAUCUUCAUCUCCACCUUGUCUUUGUUGUGCUUUUUUUUUUUCUUUUGGAAAUAUAUAGUGUAAGAGCUUGUUACAGAUGCUAAGUUUUAUAGAUGCUGUUUACUGGUUUUUACUUGUUUGCU
Messenger RNA from Jatropha curcas, 1628 nucleotides. Its product is annotated as putative F-box protein At3g16210. NCBI's taxonomy places the organism in Eukaryota, Viridiplantae, Streptophyta, Magnoliopsida, Malpighiales, Euphorbiaceae. Gene Ontology annotation, molecular function: protein binding. The record is from RefSeq and is a predicted model, not a curated record.